AUCCACACAAUUGAGUAUAUACUAAUAUUAUAUUAAUAUGAUUUUGUGUCUACCACAGGCAGAAAAGAGCACAAUCAGCGCACUGUUUUAUGGAUUUAACUGCACAGAACUGGAAACAACUGUGAACCCAAGCACACAGACACCAACUGUGUGUCAACCCAGUCAGGACUUGACAUGCUCUGGCCAAAGGAACUCUUCUUUCAGUGAGGAUGAAUGCCUGCAGAACAUUGCAAAGGAUCUGACGUAUCAUCAGUCCAGACUCACAGCUUACAUGGCAUCUCUGGAUGAGAAUCAAAACUCUGCGUCCAUCACUGAGCUGAAGUCCAUUACGAAUUCCAUUCAAACCCUUCAGAACUGCUCACUGCUGCUCAACUCAGCACAUCAACCAGAGAGCUGGACAGCAACAGACCCCUUUAAAGAUCGCAAGAAUCUGUGUAAACAGCUGAAGGGCUUUCAUGUUCGUGCCAUCACCAUCACCCGAGCACUGGGGUACAUCUGUGCUGGCGAAUACAAGAAAUGAUUGCGUUACCACUACCAUCAUCAAUACCAUCAUGCUAACUCCUAAUUUAUAGUUAUUUAUUAACCAUGACUUUAUGAAAUGUUGCACUACUGCUUUCUCCACAGCUCCACAGCAUCUAUUUAUUGAUCUGUUUUCUGAGGAAAAAGAAAUGUAUAAGCUAACUAAAUCUCCAGUGGAGACCAUGUGGUGCUUUAAUAUAUUUAUAUCUUCAUGGUGAUUAUUUAAAGUUCCUUUGUUUAUUUAUUUGAUUCAAACCUAUUUAUUUACAGUG
Messenger RNA from Trichomycterus rosablanca, 791 nucleotides. It is a transcript of the gene il12a, whose product is annotated as interleukin 12a. Gene Ontology annotation, molecular function: growth factor activity; interleukin-12 receptor binding. NCBI's taxonomy places the organism in Eukaryota, Metazoa, Chordata, Actinopteri, Siluriformes, Trichomycteridae. The transcript has 5 exons. The record is from RefSeq and is a predicted model, not a curated record. Gene Ontology annotation, biological process: immune response. Gene Ontology annotation, cellular component: extracellular region. The coding region runs from base 38 to 520 and encodes 160 amino acids.